AUGGUCCAUACACGAGGUGGCACUCGUUCACGCAUUAGUGCACGCACCCGCGGUGGUGUUCGCACACGCGGUGGCGUAAGCACAUGCGGUGGCACUGCAGGUGUGGCGCUAGAUGUGGACGCGGCACUUGUUACGGGUAUAGCAUAUGGUGUGAGCACAAUGCGAGGCGGACCAGCGGUACGAGGCGGGCGCGCAAGCGCCCUUGUUACUGGAGUUGGAAGGGGCAUGUCAAGACCUUCCCUCUCAGAACCAUAA
Molecule: messenger RNA, 255 nt
Organism: Parnassius apollo (apollo)
Lineage: Eukaryota; Metazoa; Arthropoda; Insecta; Lepidoptera; Papilionidae
Source: the annotation of a GenBank genome assembly